CUGUUACUUCUCCCAUCCGAAACCGUCUCUUCCCCUGCCUCUUCCAUAUCCGCCGUGACGCCAUUGCCCGUGCCGGACUCGCCAUCGCCCGUGUUGGACUCGCCAUCGCCCACACCGCCAUCCCCCGUGCCGGACUCGCCAUCGCCUGCGCCGCUAUCGCCCGUAGCCGGACUCGCCCUUGAUUACCAGAUCUGCCCCACCAACGCCUCGACAACACCGUCGUCACGCCCGUCCUAUCUCUUUCAACCGUCGAAGUUGGCGGAUCUCUACAACGUUGGCGGAUCUCUACAACGCCGCCGUGAUGUCGCCGCUGUAAUGCCGCCGCAUCAAUCUCUUCUACUCCAAUAUCUCUCUACGUUGGCGGAUGUCCAGAUCUCCCAAUCAAAUCUAGUCACAAAGAGAGCUGUUACAGGAGCGGAGGAGGGGAAGAAUCUUCUGGUGAUGUUGUCGAAUCAUUUGCAGAAUGGGAUUGAGACCGCUAAUCAGUUAUGGUCUCGGAUACCUAACUCGGAGGACGGGGAGGUCGAUGGAGCUACGCUAUUGAGCACCAGCGAUGGCGGGAAUGUUGAAAGCCUUGAUUAUGAAGUAAUUGAGAACUAUGAGUAUCGAGAAGAGCAGGCGCAGAGAGGGAAGCUGUACGUUGGAUUCUAUGUAGUUGUGAAGUGGUUCUUUGCUUUGCUUAUUGGAAUUGGUACUGGAUUGGCAGCUGUUUUCAUCAAUAUAUCGGUUGAGAACUUUGCUGGCUGGAAGUUCUCACUGACGUUUGCUAUAAUACAGAAGUCAUAUUUUGCUGGCUUCAUAGUAUAUGUACUAAUCAACCUGGCUUUAGUUUUUUCAUCUGUAUAUAUCAUCACCCACUUCGCACCUGCUGCAGCAGGAUCUGGUAUCCCUGAGAUUAAAGGUUAUUUAAAUGGGGUCGACACCCAUGGUAUUCUACUCUUCAGAACCUUGAUUGGAAAGAUAUUUGGAAGCAUUGGCUCUGUUGGAGGUGGUCUUGCUUUGGGCAAGGAAGGUCCUCUCGUUCAUACUGGUGCUUGCAUAGCUUCAUUGUUUGGACAGGGUGGAACUACAAAAUAUCAUCUGAGUUCCAGAUGGCUACAAUUUUUCCAAAGUGAUCGAGACCGCCGUGAUCUGGUAACCUGCGGGUGUGCAGCUGGAGUAGCUGCUGCUUUUAGAGCUCCAGUUGGUGGUGUAUUGUUUGCAUUGGAAGAGGUCACAUCUUGGUGGAGGAGUCAACUUAUGUGGCGUGUCUUUUUUACUUCUGCUAUUGUGGCAGUUGUGGUACGUAUUGCCAUGGGAUGGUGUAAGAGUGGAAAGUGUGGGCAUUUCGGCUCAGGGGGCUUUAUAAUAUGGGAUGUGUCGGAUGGUCAAGAGGACUAUUCUUUCGAGGAGUUACUUCCAAUGGCUUUUAUUGGAGUGAUUGGUGGUCUGCUUGGUGCUUUGUUCAACCAGCUCACUCUAUAUAUAACUUACUGGCGUCGAAACCAUUUACACAAGAAAGGGACCCGCGUUAAGAUAAUUGAAGCAUGCCUGAUCUCAUUCAUAACUUCCGCUAUUUCUUUUGGACUUCCACUCCUGAGAAAGUGUAGUCCCUGUCCAGAAUCUGAUACUGACUCUAAUAUUGAGUGUCCACGCCCUCCCGGCAUGUAUGGGAAUUACGUGAGCUUUUUCUGUGGCAAGGAGAAGGAAUAUAAUGACCUUGCAACAAUUUUCUUCAAUACUCAGGAUGAUGCCAUCAGGAAUCUGUUUAGUGCAAAGACAAUCCAUGAGUUCAGUGCACAAAGUUUAUUGACAUUUCUGGUUAUGUUUUACACGUUAGCAGUGGUGACUUUUGGUACAGCAGUUCCUGCUGGUCAGUUUGUGCCUGGAAUAAUGAUAGGGUCAACAUACGGACGCCUUGUUGGAAUGUUUGUUGUCAAUUUCUACAAGAAGCUCAACAUUGAGGAAGGGACGUAAGUUUUCCCCAACAAGUCUGGAUAUAUUCUCUUUACACUACAUUGUUAUGGUGUUCAAUUUAUAUACUUGCCAUAAACUUUAACUUCUAGGUAUUUUUCUUUUCACUUUUAAUGGACCCGACUUUGCUACAAAUUUUACUCUCUCAUAUUUUGUCGGUGAUGUUUCAUUUAUGCCUUGGUUUUAACUCGGUUGCUGGUAGGUAUGCUUUACUUGGAGCUGCUUCUUUCCUUGGAGGUUCAAUGAGGAUGACAGUCUCUUUAUGUGUCAUUAUGGUUGAGAUCACCAACAACUUGAAACUUCUGCCUCUUAUAAUGCUUGUGCUCCUUAUAUCAAAGGUACCUUUUUUGAACUAGUUUCCCAUGGUGACUUGAUGAAUGACGUGCCAACUUUUCCACAUCCCUCUCUCUCUCUCUCUGGCUGGGCAGGCUGUUGGUGAUGCUUUUAAUGAAGGCCUGUAUGAAGAACAGGCAAGAUUAAGGGGCAUUCCAUUACUGGAAUCUAAACCGAAAUACCAGAUGAGGACUAUGACCUCAAAGGAUGCUUGUGGAAACCAGAAGGUUGUUUCCCUUUCUCGUGUUGCUAAGGUUGCCGAUAUAGUUUCUAUUUUGCGUAGCAGUAAGCACAAUGGAUUUCCUGUUAUUGAUCAUAAAAGGAAUGGAGAGACGCUUGUAGUUGGGCUUAUGCUUCGCAGUCAUUUACUAGUACUUCUUCAGUCUAAGGUAGAUUUCCAGCACAGUCCGUUGCCCUUUGAUUCUAUGAGUGGAUCAGCACCAAUCAGUCACAAUUUCACUGAGUUUGUGAAACCUGUUUCAAGCAAAGGAAUUUCAAUAGAAGAUAUUCAUUUGAGUUCCGAUGACUCGGAAAUGUACAUAGAUCUUGCGCCCUUUUUGAACCCAUCUCCAUACGUCGUUCCAGAAGAUAUGUCUUUAACAAAAGUAUAUAGUCUCUUUCGUCAACUAGGAUUGCGGCAUUUAUUAGUUGUCCCUCGGCCUUCUCGCAUUGUUGGACUAAUUACAAGAAAGGAUUUAUUGAUUGAGGAUGGUGAGGAUACGGCCAAUGUGGAGCUCCAAUCAACUAGUAUUCCGUCGUCAUGACCCCAACGGUCCGAGCACAUCUGUCAGGAGUUUGGACGUGGAGCGACCACUUUUAAAUGGUCUUCUGGCUCAAGAUCGCCCCUCAAGUUGAAGUAGUCACCCUUUCCAUCCACACCAGAUUCUGAUCGCAUUUGGUGAUCCUUUCUUUCAUCCUCGACGGCCACAUUCUUUUCCCCUCUUCCACUCUGCUUUCUUCUUUUUCGGGUUUCAUCAGGUCGCAACUACUUGUUUUUCUUGAGCUUUCACGUCCCCUGCUUAUAAAUGUGCUUAGGUUAUAUAAAGGGGGAUCCUUUUGAUCCAAUAGUUCAUUGUUGCCCCAUAGAUGCGACAAAGGUCAAUUGCAUCCCCCGUGACAUGAACCGAACCACACCCGCAACUUAGACUCUGUUGUAACAUAUCCAAAGGCUUUGAAGCAAAAAGGAGGAAACAAUGAAGUUUCAUUCGGUCUUGAAAUUGCCUGCGUUGAAGUUUUCGACUUUGAUUUCCUGCAUGAAUGAUGUUUUAGUCAAAAUCAUUGUCUCUGGAACAGACUUUCUCAGAUGAUGGUCACUCUCGGCAAGUUGUGAUCAAAUGUAGGAAAUGUUAUUUCGUGUUAGGGAUGACAAUUUCGAC
Molecule: messenger RNA, 3662 nt
Organism: Linum tenue
Lineage: Eukaryota; Viridiplantae; Streptophyta; Magnoliopsida; Malpighiales; Linaceae
Source: the annotation of a GenBank genome assembly